Pyricularia pennisetigena is the source of this 1197-nucleotide messenger RNA. RefSeq lists its product as uncharacterized. Lineage: Eukaryota; Fungi; Ascomycota; Sordariomycetes; Magnaporthales; Pyriculariaceae. The record is from RefSeq and is a predicted model, not a curated record. The coding region runs from base 1 to 1197 and encodes 398 amino acids. The transcript is spliced from 2 exons.
AUGGGCAAGUCACUACCAGUCGCCAAGAAGGGGGAGACCUCAGUGGUGCCCAUUUCUUCUGAGCAGACCCUCAAAGCCUCAAAAGCCCUUCUGUCACAUAUGCAAAAGGCCGCCAAGGAAGCAGCCGCAUCCGCCGACAAGAAGAACCUUCUCGAAGAGUCCACCGAGGCUGAGACACCUAUCUGGCUGACGGCGACGACAAAGCGCAACGUACGCGAUACCAACAAGCUCAAGCCUGGUCGUGUCACGCUGCCGCACCCACUCAACCGAACAGACCCCGAGACUACCAUCUGCCUGAUCGUCGCGGACCCGCAGCGCUUCUACAAGGAUGUCGUCGCCAGCGAGGAGUUCCCCGAGGCCCUGGGCAAGCGCAUCACGCGGGUCGUUGACCUGAAGCACCUUCAGGCCAAGUUCAAGACGUUCGAGGCGCAGAGGAAGCUAUUCUCGGAGCACGAUGUGUUCCUGGCCGACGACAGGAUCAUUAACAGGCUGCCCAAAGCACUGGGCAAGACCUUUUUCAAGACUACGGCCAAGCGUCCCGUGCCAGUGAAGCUGCACCGGCCGGACAAGAAGGCCGACGGCGCCAAGUCCACGCCAGGGCAGAAGAAGGCCCAGAAGGAGCAGGGCAGCAGCGUCAAGCACGCCAAGUCGGCGGGCGAGAUGGCCAAGGAGAUCGAAGCUGCCGUCGGCGCUGCACUCGUGCACCUGACCCAGAGCACAAACACGGCCGUCAAGAUCGGAUACGCGGCCUUCACACCUCAGCAGAUCGCCGAGAACGCCGAGGCGGUGGCUACCGCUCUCGUGGAGAAAUUCAUCCCGCGCGGCAUUGACAACCUGCGUGCCUUGUACCUCAAGGGCCCCGAGACGGCGGCUCUGCCCAUCUGGCAGACUGAGGAGCUGUGGCUGGACGGAGACAAAGAUAUUCUUGCCGAGGGGUCAGAGGAGCUCAAGGCGCUCGAGGCAAAGGAGAAGGCCAACGUGGGCAAGAAGAGGAAGGCUCCUGCUGUUGAUGGGCAGUCGAAGGAGGAGGAGCAGGUUGAUGCCGCGGCCGAGGUGGAGAAGCCAGCAAAGAAGAAGAGCAAGAAGGCAAAAGUGGAUGCAGAGAGCAACGAUGCCAAGCUGGACGCCCAGAUCAAGGAGAGGAAGGAGAAGCUGAAGAAGCAGAAGAAGGCGGCCAAGGCGGCCAUGGAGGAAUGA